UUUGGAGCCCCUUGAAACCCUCUGUAAGCCCCACGGCGAACUCUCCAGCCACAACCCAUAAAAUCGGGAUGUCGUCUCUUCUCCGCCUUCUCCGCGGUGCAUUACCCGCCUCUACCUCUGCCGCGGCUUCCGGCACCACCAAAGCCAAAUCUUACUGGACAGAAAUCAUUAAAGAACGCAACCUUGAGCAUCUCGUUGAGAAAUUCAAAAAUGCAUCUGUAGACGAGGAUUUCCGCACAAGAACUUUUGUUUACAAAAACGCCAUUCACCGUCUUGCAGCCACCCGGAAAUUUAACUACAUAGAAGAGAUUUUAGAGGACCAGAAGCAAUAUAAGGAUAUAUAUAAAGAGGGUUUUAAUGCGCGUUUGAUUUCUCUGUAUGGUGUAGCGGGCAUGUUCGAUAAUGCACGCCAGGUGUUCGACGAAAUGCUUGAAAGAAAAUGUGCUCCCACGGUCCUGUCUUUUAAUGCGUUGUUGGGGGCUUGUGUUAAUUCGAAGAAGUUUGAUGAAGCAGAAGGGUUGUUUAAAGGGUUAUCCAUGGAGUUAGAGAUUGAACCAGAUUUGGUUUCGUAUAAUACAGUCCUUAAGGCUUUUUGCGUGAUGGGCUCAAUGGAUUCGGCUGCUACAUUGCUAAAUGAGAUGGAGAAGAAAGGCUUGGAACCUGAUUUGAUUACUUUUAAUACGCUUUUACAUGGGUUUUAUGCGAAAGGAAGGUUUGUUGACGGGGAGAGGAUUUGGGAGCAAAUGAAGGAGAAGAAUGUUGAACCAGAUAAACGGAGUUAUAACUUGAAAUUGCUUGGAUUGACAUUGGAGAAGAGAAUGGAUGAUGCGGUUAAGGUUGUUGAAGAAAUGAAGAGUGAGGGGAUUCAACUUGAUACCUUUAGUUACAGCACUUUGAUUAGAGGGUUUGUUAAUGAGGGGGAUUUGAAGAAAGCUAAGCAUUGGUAUCAUGAGUUAGGGAGAAGUGGGUGUAAACUGGAUAAGUUGACUUUGGAGGGCUUGAUUCCUUUUGCCCUUCAGAAGGGUGAUUUUAUGUUUGCUUAUGGUAUUUGCAAAUACGUUCUCUGUAGCAAGUUGCUUGUUCAAAAUGCUUUGAUACAAAGCGUGGUGGAUGCACUGGCUAAGGAUUCAAGGCUCGAAGAAGCAAAGAAGCUUGUUGGUCUCGGGGAAUCUUGUCGUGCUCAUUCAUACAAGUUGGAAUUGCCAAAGCCAACUAGCAAUCCAAUGACUUCUCUGGUUUCUGUUUUUCACCGGGUAUAGCUGCAAAUAUCGAUGAAAGGAGGGUUUUGUGGAGCUAGGAGAUGGAUAACCCACAAAAUCUUUGUUUGGUAAUGCCUUUUGAUCUGUGGUGCUCCCCACUUCUUAGUUUAGCAUUGUUUUUUAGCUGCAGUGGUAUUGCAUCUGUGUCCUAAAUAGAUGAUGCGCCUCAUGUAUUUUAUUUGUUAUUCACAACUUAAGCACAUAGAUUCUACACAAACAAUUGAUUGCUCCUGAGUGUCUCCAACACAUUUCUUAAA
Molecule: messenger RNA, 1516 nt
Organism: Populus euphratica (Euphrates poplar)
Lineage: Eukaryota; Viridiplantae; Streptophyta; Magnoliopsida; Malpighiales; Salicaceae
Product: pentatricopeptide repeat-containing protein At3g13160, mitochondrial-like
Exons: 1
Coding region: 69-1259 (396 amino acids)
Molecular function (GO): protein binding
Source: RefSeq, a predicted model, not a curated record